AGCUGUUUCCUUCUGUGUCCGGUUGGACUGACUUUUGACAGUCAGCUUCAGCUGUGGAGGGGCUCGGCGGAGGCCAGCCGAGAAAGUUGCGCCGAGGACUGGCGGAGUGGAGCCGGUCCAGCGGGCGCCUGCUGCGCCGGCAUCCCGGGGACCGUGGGGCCGAGGCUCCGGGCGCGUGCCGGGGUUCCGAUCUAAAGCCCAGACUUGUCAUCAUCCACUGGAUUAUGCCCAACGCUUUUCUACCCAAUGAUCCUCUUGCAACACGCCGGGCUUCCUCCACCUAAGCGGCCCUCAUCCUCUCCUCCUAUGUCAGUUGCCACCAGGUCUACAGGAACCUUGCAGCUUCCGCCACAGAAGCCUUUUGGGCAGGAGGCUUCCUUGCCUCUGGCAGGGGAAGAAGAGUUACCUAAGGGAGGGGAGCAAGACUCUGCCCUGGAGGAGCUGUGUAAGCCCCUGUACUGCAAGCUCUGCAAUGUCACCUUGAACUCAGCGCAGCAAGCCCAGGCUCAUUAUCAGGGUAAAAAUCAUGGUAAGAAACUCCGAAAUUACUACGCCGCGAAUAGCUGUCCGCCCCCUACCAGAAUGAGCAAUGCAGUGGAGCCCGCAGCCACUCCAGUUGUUUCAGUCCCUCCGCAGAUGGGCUCCUUUAAGCCGGGAGGCCGAGUGAUCCUGGCCACAGAGAACGAUUACUGUAAGCUCUGUGAUGCCUCCUUUAGUUCUCCGGCUGUGGCCCAGGCUCACUAUCAAGGGAAGAAUCAUGCCAAGAGGCUGCGGCUGGCGGAAGCUCAGAGCAACUCAUUCUCGGAAUCCUCAGAGGUGGGUCAGCGGAGGGCCCGGAAAGAAGGGAAUGAAUAUAAGAUGAUGUCUAAUAGGAGAAAUAUGUACACAGUACAGAACACUUCAGGAGGUCCUUACUUCAACCCCCGCUCUCGGCAGAGAAUUCCACGUGAUCUGGCCAUGUGUGUUACUCCCAGCGGCCAGUUUUACUGCUCGAUGUGUAACGUUGGGGCUGGCGAAGAGAUGGAAUUCCGGCAGCAUUUGGAGAGCAAGCAACAUAAAAGCAAGGUGUCUGAACAGCGGUACAGGAAUGAGAUGGAGAAUCUGGGCUAUGUAUAGUGAUUGUCAUGUUCAGAUAGAGCAGCUUGACCUCCCUGUUGUUUACCUUCUGUCAACAUGCCUUUGCCUUGUGGUCCUUUUGAUAUGAGUACAUUCCUCUGCUUAACGUGAAUACGUGUAACCCGCAGUGGUACCAUGAGAUGUCAAAACCGGGGGAGGAAAAGAAUGUGCUUCUUAGGCCAUAAUGCUUUUUCAGGUCAGUUGUGUUGAGCUAUGUAUCAGCAUGUGACCUAACUACCCCCUCAGAAACAACUUUUUAUCUUGACCAAGUUCUGGUCGUCUAGUAGCCUGACCACUUAGAGCUAUGACUAUUUAGAAAUGUCAUCUUCGUUUGUGUUUUUAAUUUUAUGUACUGUUAAGUAAAGAAUGUUACUGAGUUUUUACUUCUGAUCACAGUAAAAACACGUAAGCAGAGAUUUUAGCACCCCAAAGGUUCAUUGGAACCACCACCUCAGUCGUUGUCAGGAGAGUAGUCUGAGGGUAAAGGGCAUUAGAGUCUUUCCCAGGACAUAUUCCCCUUUAUUGUGUCCCUCCGUCAUCCAAUUGCAGGUUUUCUGGAAUUCAGACACUGUGUGUGUGUGUGUGCGUUUGUGUACUUCUGAACAGCUAAACUUCAUUUCCAGGUGUGGAUUUCACUCAUUUAAAUGCCACCUUUUUCCCUCCUCUUUUUUUUUUUUUUUUUUUUUUUUGAGAGUCAGUUUGUCUAUCAAGCUCAUUUUCAUGCCACAGCUGUGCUGUGGGUUUUCCAAGCCCCACUUUUGAAUAUCUAAUGAGUUUAAUAAGGGUAUGAUUUUUUAAAAGUAUAUUUUUUUUGGCUGGCUUCAGGAAAUGUCAGGAAGUGUUUCAUAUUUCAGUUGAAAAGUACUUCACUGUAGUAACAUUCACUUAUGUGAUGGUCUCAACCGUAAUUUCAGAUCUCUUGAUAUUUUGGCAGACUUUUUAAGUAAUACGAUUCUUACACUUACAAUCUUUUCUCUUUAUCCAGUUAGUUGGCUGUUACGAGAAUACAGCUACGUACUGUUUCAUAGAUAGAGAAGAAUUUUAAAAAAAGUUAAUCAAAUUUCAGUAUGAUCAUUUCCAGUAGAAAAAUACAUCAACUUUGGUUUUAGAGCCAGUUUUAUUCUUUAUAAAGUAAAUCUUUAAAGGAUUCCUUGAAGAUACUGAAAAUGUAGAUUACUUUGGUAUCUGAUAAUAAUAAGUAUUCUUCUGUUUUUUCUUUUAAAAUAAGAAGCUGUAGUGUAUGUCUAGAUUAACGAAUGGAGUAAUCUGUGGACUUCCAUUAACUGAAUUCUAUCUAUUUACUAUAUUUUAUUUUACAUGGAUAAGACUGCUGCUCAUUCAUGUUUCUUUUGAAAGGCCACAUUCAUUAGGAAAUUUAUCUUGAGCGGUAUCUUUCACUAUGGUCAAUUCACGUUUGAUUGCUUAUGUUACUAAAUAAAAAUAAAACACCUGUUCUUCCUGAUAAUUGUAUAGGUAAAUAGGUGGGGAGGAGGGAAAUUAUAAUCAUCAUUCCUUUUCUGUAACACUUUUGAACAAUCUAGACCCAUAUUUAAAUACCAUUUUUGCUAUUAACCUUGGUACAUAUCAAGGUACGCUCUUCUCUUGAAGUGGUAGUUUACUGAAAAGCAGAAUUGUUUAUGGAAAGGUAUUCUCCCAGAUACAGAAGAAUGAAGUAAAGUUCUGUUGAGAUUCCAUCUAGACCAUGACUCCAUGUAUAAUAACCUAUUUUUGCAGUAAUCUAUAAAUUACAGCUGAUUAGAGCAAUUUAGGGCUUAUCUCAUUGACCAGUAGGUUACUCAUUUGCUGCUAAGUAUAUUUUUUAGUAGAUUUUAAUAUUACAGUGCUGGCCACUUGGUUCUAUGAUUAUUUAAAAAUCUCAUUUUCUGUUUCUACAUACAUACAGAUGUGAUACCAUAGAGAGAAUUUCAUUGAAUACUUUUUUUCAGAUAACAGGAAAAGAUUGUAGCUAUGAAUUUACAUUUUGUAAAAGUGACAUUUCAUCCACUUUCAGUUUUUCCUUUGCAAAUAAAA
Messenger RNA from Trichechus manatus latirostris (Florida manatee), 3147 nucleotides. It is a transcript of the gene ZMAT3, whose product is annotated as zinc finger matrin-type 3. Lineage: Eukaryota; Metazoa; Chordata; Mammalia; Sirenia; Trichechidae. The transcript has 6 exons. Bases 247 to 1116 code for a protein of 289 amino acids. The record is from RefSeq and is a predicted model, not a curated record. Gene Ontology annotation, molecular function: nucleic acid binding; zinc ion binding.